Vitrella brassicaformis is the source of this 5084-nucleotide messenger RNA. NCBI's taxonomy places the organism in Eukaryota, Vitrellaceae. The record is from the annotation of a GenBank genome assembly.
AUGCGGGCGCACCGGCGGCACACGCACAGCCGGUCACUGUCGUCGGAGAAGAUCGACGUCCGGCACCACAGAUCUCGGACGACUAUCGGCCUCUCCGCCGGCCUGGCUCCCUACCUGAAGCCAGCUGCUGGGCUGAGAACCAAGAAUGAGGCCAGCCCGCGGCAGCAGCGCUUGGAGAAGGAGUGUGCACUCGCCAUGAGCACCAUGGCCCAGGGGUUUGAUGUCAAGGUGGCCGCUGACAACUCUGUCGAGGUGCGUUUAGGCAAGGGAGGGAGGGACGGAGGGAGAGGGGAGGGAUGCCUUUCCUGCGGCAUUGCUGUGUAUGUGUGUGUGUAGGUGAUAGUUCCUUCGCUGUUGUUGUCCCGACCUUUGUGGGUCGAUAUGAUGCCGGUGUCUGAGAUAUCGUUCACCAUCAUGGCGUCACCUACGUUCCCGGCCGACCCGCCACACCUAUUCUGUCAAACGAGGGUGCGCAACGGAAUACCGCGCCUGAGGGUACACGUGGGCAGUGUGUGUGGUUCCUUCGUGCUGUUUGUUGGAUCCAGUUCUGUUUCCCUUCGUUGGUCGACGGUCGGGACCUUAUUUUUGACGUCAUGCCUGCACCCUGGUGAGCACGGUACGGCACUGCAGCGCCAACCUUUGCUCCAACAAAUGGAUGGACGGAUGGCUGGUGCAGGGGCUCCGUGUCGUUCGACCAGAUCAUUCGGGCCCUGCCCAGCUUCAUCGGUGGGUACUCAGAUGACUAACUGACCCACACGCAGACAGACAGGCAAAGCAGAGCCUCUUUCUUCCCCUGUCUGUCUGUCUGUCUGUCUGUCUGUCUGUCUUUAUCUCAUCCCAGACCGCGUCGCCACUUGCUGUCCCGCUGCCAACUCAAGGUAAGCACUCAGAAGACACACUUCACUCACCCACUCACCACUUGCUAUCCCUGCCAUCUAUCGGUUGUCAGUUCUGACCCCCCCUCCACCCCGGCCACCCCGGCUCCCAUGCCGCUUGAGACGCCCAAAAGCCCCUACACACUCCCACCGGGAUUCUUCCGCCGUCGUCUGCCUUCGAUGCUUGAGACUUACAUCGACCCUGUGAGCGGCCUGUCGAUCGUGCCGUGCUUCGAGUGCUCGGAGCUUCAAGCGAGCCGUGAGGAAAAGGAAAAACCCCUUUCCUUCGAGCUGCAGUGGACUGGGAGGCGAGUCUGCAGGAUCGACAGAAGGUCGGACAGUUACGGUGUGGGGUGGGCUGAUCUGGUCGUCAGUCAUAUGUGUGUGUGUGUGUGUGUGUGUGUAGGUAUUUGUUUCUGUCUGAGGGUGCCUUGUGUUGUAUUGAAGAAGUGUGCAAGAAGGGGCGCGCCCCGUCGGAGGGGUCGGAAUUCACUGACAAGUGAGUAUGAUCAAGCAAUGUCGCCGUGCCGCCGUGCAUCGCUCUUGGAUAUGGUGUGUGGUGGGAUGUGACGUGACGUGAUGUGAUGUGAUGUGUUGUCUUGUGUUGAGCAGUGGCACUGAUUCCUUGCAGCAGGCGCCGCGCGAGAAGGGGGACGUCAACGAGUCCACCACGUUGAACUUUGGGCGAGCUUUGGUUCGCUCUGGAACGGAUGCCUUGGAGGCGUUGGGCCAUCUGGCGAUGUGCGGAGAGGUCAAGUUCUGGGGCCACCUGCCGCUGCUCGAACACGUCAUACGCAGGGUCAGGAGUGGGUGGGUGGGGUGGGUGGGGUGAAAGCCUGGGUUGGCUUGGCGUGUGUGGAUGUGGUGUGGUGUUGGAUGGAUGGAUGCAGGGCAAUGAAGUGACCUUUGUGUUCGGCCGGUCGUCGCACAGCAACAUACCUGAGGAGAUGAUGUGUGCCGACAAACAGGUGGCUGUUUGUGGGUGGGUGGGUUGGUGCACUUCACCUACCUACCUGGCUGGCUGGCCGAUUCGGUCGUCACCUUACCAUCUUUGCUUACGCCAUGUGGUGGGGUGGGGUGGGGUGGUGCGGUGUGGUGUGGUUGGUGCAGACCUUGAUAAUGGAGGUGCCAAAGACCUUCCUGCGCAUCCUCGAGGCACACAUGGCCAAACUCAAAUGCCGUUAGUAGACACAGACAGACAGACAGACAGACAGAGAGAGAAGAUCUGAUAAAUAUGCUUGUCGCUCCCACCCCACCCAUGUGUGCAGAGUGGACCACUCGUGACGAGACGGAGGGGCCGCAGAGGAUGAUUCGGGAGGUGGAGUUUGAACGAAGGCAGCUCAUUGUGCGAAUCCCAAGCGACAGCGCACCCGAAACAUGUACCGACACACCGCCAAAGACACAGGAAGACAGCACGACAUGGCACCCCUCACCCCAACUUCCUUCCCAUUUCUCUCUUUCAGUGGCCAAGAAGACCUACACCUUCACAAUGAAGAACACGGGUCUGCCCUUCUCUCGGUCCGCCACGUUUGACGACGUGCGGCUCAACGGCCAGACCACCUGCGGGCGGGAGGAGACCGCCGAGGAGGGGGUGGGCCGUGACCGUGACAUCAGCAUCAUCACCUUGCAACGUCCCGCCGAGGAUGCGACCAGGAGUGAGAGGAUCAUGUGGCGCAUGGGCAGGCGCAUCCACAAGACCAUCCAGCCUCUCACCACGUGGUUCCAAGAGGUAGGUCCAUACCUGCAGAAGCCUUCAUUCCCUCCACGUGCUGUAUGUGUGAAAUCGUGUCUGCAGGCGGUCGAGGACGGGUCUCGCGGCAUGUCUCGCGCCAUCGCCAGCCCCAACCGGUGGCAGCUGUUCGCCCUGGGGCCGACCCUCGAGACGCUCUCUUUCUCCAUCAUCCUCCUCAACUGCAUUGCUGUCGGCCUCGAAACAUCACUCAGGUCAGUCGAGAUGACAACACGAGAUCCCAGUGGAGCGAGGUCGUUGCGCAUGGCGUGGAUGCUGAUUGCAGGGCUCAGCGUGCCCAGCGUCAGAGCGACGAGGAAAAUCCGGGGGAAGACUGGCGUGAGCACCGCUACUGGGAGGACGUGCUUCGGAUCAUCCAGUACUGCUGCCUGGCCAGCUUCGUUGUGGAGAUCGCAUUCAAGCUGGUGGCACUUGGCGGGAAGUACUUCUUCACCGACCGAUACAACACGAUCGACCUCUUCAUACUGCUCAUUACGGUGCCGCCGUGGGUCAUCGCGUGGAUCAUCUACCGCAAACACGGCGGUGGCGGGGAGCACUACGCAACACAGGCGUGGAGGAAGCUGGUCAUCCUUCGUGUAUUCCGGGCGCUUCGGCUCGCGAGGGUCCUCAGGCACACGGCAUUUUUCAAAGAGGUGCGGUGCAGAGAGAGGGAACGGGGGCGACGCAACGCAACGCAACGCAACGAGCGUGUACCUCAUGUUUUGUGUCCUCUCUCUGUCGUGUCGCGUGUGUGUGUUUCCAUACAUCCCCUCCCUGAUGCAUGCCAUGCCAUGCCAUGCAGCUGUGGAUGUUGACGAGCGGCAUCACGUACAGCCUGAAGACCCUCCUCUGGGGAGCUUUCAUCACUGCCCUGUUGCUGUACGUCUUUGCGGUGUUCGGGACGACCAUGAUUGCACACGCCCCCAUGUACCGGGACUGCCUCCAGCUCCGUGACGAGGAUGAUCCUGAGUGCACUAACCCCAGGAAGUGCUGCGUGUUGAAGCUGAAGGACGGAGAGGACAUCACGAGAGAGGAGGCCUACGAGAGGGAGUACGAGAGGGACUGGCGGGUGCAAGACCAUUUCGGGACCGUGGUGCAGUCGAUGAAGACGUUGUUUGGGAUCAUGACACUCGACGACUGGGUGAGGGGUGAGAUGGAGUUGGGUCGAGAGACCAAAAGACCUGUGCGUUCUUUCUUUGGAAUAUACAUAAUGUGUGUACGUCUGUUUGUGGUGCAGGGUGAGACGGUGGAGGAGGUGAUUGAGACGCAGCCGUGGAUGUGGCUCUUCUUCGCCAGCUUCAUCGCCGUCAGUGUCUUCGCUCUCACCAACCUCAUCACCGCCGUCCUUGUCGAGAGCGCCACACACGUAAGAACCCAUCCAUCCAUCCAUUCAUCCAUUCAUCCAUUCAUUGGUCCGCCCACCACGCAUCAUGAUCCUUUGUGUCUUUGGUCAGAUCGCCCGUGAGGACGAGGCGAUAGAAAAAGAGAGGGCCUUCACAAAGCUGAGGCGCACCCUCAUGCGCCUGAUCGACGAUUUCUACGACCACGGCCUCCACGCGGGCGCCCCCACACGGUCGUCGGGCACGCCCCUGACGCAUGACGUCGAUAUGGUCUCCCGCGCCACACUGAGGAAAGUUAUCGCGUCACCUGAGCUAAAGGUGAGUAGACCAGCCCGAAGACGGGCUGCGAGGGAUGGACGGACGGACGGAUGGAUGGAUGGAUGGGUGUGGUGCAGCCUCUGUUGAAGGUUUAUGAGGUUCACGAGCCCGAGUUGGCUCUCCUGGUGGAGGAGCUGUUCGACGGCAGGAGCCACCAGACAAUUAGAGUGGAUGAGUUUAUCUUCGGCGUCCAGAAUUUAAGGGUAAGUAGAAGAGACAUGCACACAGACAGACAGACAGACAGGGAUGCAAUGGUGCCCCCAUCGCCUUUCCUUUGUGAUUUCAGGGUCCCGCCAAGAGCAAGGAUCUGUUGCACCUGAUGGGCAACAUCAAUGCCAACAAGGAGGCCAUCAUCAAGAUGCACAACGAGCACAAGAGCCUCCUCCGGGCACAGCAGCGACAAGUCAUGGCCAGCAUCAACGAGCUCAGGGACACCCUCGCGUAAGCAAGAAGCAUCACACACGCGCGCAGAGAUGUCAGGCAGACGGACAAGGACGCCUGUCUCUGCUUUCUCCCUUCCUCCCUAUCCUCCCUGCCUUCAGGGUUCUCUCCCGCGACACCUGUUCGAUCUUCACGAGCGACACCUUGACCACCCCGGGUCAGGGUGCGACUGUGGCUCCCGUGCGCGCCAUGUCCCCCGGCCGACACAGGAGCCCCGACAGCUAUGGAGGGUGCAGUGGCGGUGGCAAUUUCCUGGACAGCAUCUCCUCGCCCGUGCGGACGUCGACGGAGACGAUGGGAGGGGGGAGGGGGGUCACGACGGGAGGCCAUCGGAACACCACAAUCCACCGAUACGGUGGACGGGGGAGGAGGCACAGAUGA